Molecule: messenger RNA, 1922 nt
Organism: Lotus japonicus
Lineage: Eukaryota; Viridiplantae; Streptophyta; Magnoliopsida; Fabales; Fabaceae
Product: protein ANTAGONIST OF LIKE HETEROCHROMATIN PROTEIN 1
Exons: 1
Coding region: 359-1669 (436 amino acids)
Source: RefSeq, a predicted model, not a curated record
GUCCCAUAAAGUAGCACCACCGUUUUCCUCUCCAACCAGCUUUUCGUUUGGUACGACACUACUAAAUUUAAAAAAAAUGUAAAAAGAAAAAAAAUUGGUUGGAGUAACCGGUUACCACCACAACUCUGCAGUGACCGGUUACCACCACAACCAAUCCCACCACCACAACAAAACAACGGGAAGUGACCCAACACAACACAACCACUCUCUUGUUCUCUGUUUUGUUCCAAUCUUCCUUCGCAAGCCGCACUUCACCACCGCCACAGAAACAGAAAUAAAUAGAUCACCACCGCCACCAACAACCACCACCACCACCACCGCUAAAAUCCCUAAUUUGCUCAAAUUAGGGUUUCGGAAAAUGGAUCAAUCGUUUCUCGUCAUGCUGUCGAAUCUCCUCCACCUCCACAACUCCCUUGAUCCCACCACCGACACUCUCUCCUCCGCCACCUCCGCCACCUCGCUCCUCUACUCCUCCUCCAUUGCGCCUCUCCUCUUCUUCACCAUGGCCUCCGUUUUGUCCUACGUCGCCUCCACCAAAGCCAACAACGCCUCCGACAACCGCGAAGGCAACCACCGCCGCCAGCCCGCUCCCAACGCCUCCGACUACUCCGUCUCCGCCUUCCGCGCCCUCUCCACCGAGCACAUAUGGUCCCUCGAAGCCCCUCUCCGUGACGCUCACUGGCGCUCCCUCUACGGCCUCUCAUACCCAGUUUUCACCACCGUCGUCGACAAGCUCAAACCCCACAUCGCGCUCUCCAACCUCUCUCUACCUUCCGACUACGCCGUCGCGAUGGUUCUCUCCCGCCUCGCUCACGGCCUCUCCGCCACCACCGUCGCCGCGCGUUACUCCCUCGAUCCCUACCUCGUUUCCAAGAUCACCAACAUGGUCACGCGCCUCCUCGCCACCAAGCUCUACCCUGAGUUCAUCAAGAUCCCCGUCGGCCGUCGCCGCCUCCUGGAAACCACCCAGGCCUUCGAGGAACUCACCUCACUCCCCAACAUGUGUGGCGCCAUUGACACUAGCCCUGUAAAGCUCCGGUCAACCCCCACCUCCAACCCCGCCACCUACCUCUGCCGCUACGGGUACCCCUCCGUUCUCCUUCAGGUUGUGUCCGAUCACAAGAAGAUCUUCUGGGAUGUUUGCGUUAAGGCUCCCGGCGGCACCGAUGACGCGACCCAUUUCAGGGAUAGUCUUCUCUACCACCGUCUCACCUCCGGGGAUGUGGUUUGGGACAAGGUGAUCAAUGUGAGGGGUCAUCACGUUCGGCCUUAUGUGGUUGGUGAUUGGUGCUACCCUUUGUUGCCGUUUUUGCUGACACCGUUUUCACCCAGUGGGAUGGGUACUCCUGCACAGAACCUGUUUGAUGGAAUGCUCAUGAAGGGAAGGUCUGUGGUGGUGGAAGCAAUUGCAUUGCUCAAAGGAAGGUGGAAGAUACUACAAGAUUUGAAUGUGGGGCUUCACCAUGCGCCGCAAACGAUUGUUGCUUGUUGUGUGCUGCAUAACUUGUGUCAGAUUGCGAGGGAACCGGAACCAGAGCUGUGGAAGGAGCCUGAUGAGAGUGGACCUCAACCCAGGGUGCUGGAUAGUGAGAAGUCCUUUUAUUUCUUUGGGGAAAGCUUGAGGCAAGCACUGGCUGAUGAUUUGCACCAAAAGCUAUCCUCAAGAUAGUUACUUACUUCAUCACUUGGAUUGUCCUCAGGGUGAAGUGAAAAGCCCUUUGAUGGUGAUGAUGAUGUAGAGUAGAUUUUUGGCUUUGUUUUUUGCAGUUGUAGGAUGCGUAUCAGUGUAAUUUUAAUUUGGAACAACUUAUGAGCUUGUGAUUAGUAACUAUUUGUAGAACUAGAAUACAGGAUGUCAGGAUUUGAUUGUGGAUGUGGUGUACUCUACUAACAUUGGAUUUAAAUGGAGUUGUUUUCUGACA